UUUCCCAGCAUGCUAUGCGAAGACACCAAAGAUGGCGGCUGUGGCCUCGGCUCGCUGGCUGAGGGUCCGCAGCGGGCUUUGCUUACCUCUGACGGGUCGGCGGGUGGGUCCAUGUGGACGGGCAGCCAGAAGCAGAUUUUAUUCUGGAAGUGCAGCUCACCCAGAGGUUGAAGGUGCUAAUGUAACAGGGAUUGAAGAAGUGGUCAUUCCAAAAAAGAAAACUUGGGACAAAGUGGCCGUUCUUCAGGCACUUGCAUCCACAGUACACAGGGAUAGCACAGCUGCCCCUUAUGUGUUUCAAGAUGAUCCUUAUCUCAUACCAACAUCCUCUGUGGAAUCUCAUUCAUUUUUGUUGGCAAAGAAGUCUGGGGAGAAUGCAGCAAAAUUUAUUAUUAAUUCAUACCCAAAAUAUUUUCAGAAGGACAUAGCUGAACCUCAUAUACCGUGUUUAAUGCCCGAGUACUUUGAACCUCAGAUUGAAGAUAUAAGUGAGGCUGCCCUUCAGGAACGAAUCAAACUCAAAAAGGUCAAAGCUUCUGUGGACAUGUUUGAUCAGCUCUUGCAAGCAGGAACCACUGUGUCUCUGGAAACAACUAACAGUCUCUUGGAUUUACUGUGUUACUAUGGUAACCAAGAGCCCUCAGCUAAUUAUAACUUUCAGCAACGCGAACAAUCAGAAGAAUUGGAAGAGGCCACAGAGGCAGAUAAUGAGAAAUCUAAGACGAAGGCGGGUCAUCAUCUCCGAGUUACUUGGAGAGCAAAAAACAAUGCUGAGAGAAUCUUUGCUCUAAUGCCGGAGAAAAACGCACAUUCCUACUGCACAAUGAUCCGGGGAAUGGUGAAGCAUCAAGCUCCUCUGCAGGCAUUAAACUUAUAUACUGAAUUAUUAAACAACAGACUCCGAGCGGAUGUAUACACUUUCAAUUCAUUGAUUGAAGCAACAGCAUUGGUAGUGAAUGAAAAAUUUGAAGAAAGAUGGAAUAAUAUAUUGGACCUGCUGAAACAAAUGGUGACACAGAAUGUGAAACCCAAUCUACAGACCUUUAAUACUAUUCUGAAAUGUCUCCGAAGAUUUUAUGCAUUUGGAAAAUUGCCAGCCUUACAGACACUACGGGAAAUGAAAGCCAUUGGAAUAGAACCCUCACUUGCAACGUAUCACUAUGUUAUUCAGCUGUUUUAUCAACAUGAAAGCCCUUCAAAAGGAUCGUCCCUCAUCAUCUAUGAUAUAAUGAAUGAAAUAAUGGGAAAGAGAUUUUCUCCAAGAGACCCGGAUGAUGAUAUGUUUUUUCAGUCAGCCAUGAGGGUUUGCUCAUCUCUCAGAGAUCUAGAACUUGCUUACCAGGUCCAUGGCCUUUUAAACACUGGAGACAACUGGAAAUUGAUUGGAUCUGAUCAUCGUCGUAAUUUCUAUUACUCCAAAUUCUUUAAUUUGCUUUGCUUCAUGGAACAAAUUGAUGUCACCUUGAAGUGGUACAAGGAUCUGAUACCUUCAGUCUUCUUUCCCCAUUCCCAAACGAUGAUAGACCUUCUCCAAGCAUUAGAUGUGGCCAACCGGCUAGAUAUGGUUCCUCAGAUCUGGAAAGAUAGUAAAGAGUACGGUCACACUUUCCGCAAUGAAUUGAAAGAGGAGAUUCUGAUGCUCAUGGCAAGAGACCAGCACCCACCAGAGCUGCAGGUGGCGUUUGCUGACUGUGCUGCAGAUAUCAAAUCGACUUACGAAAGCCAGGAUGCCAGACAGACUGCUCCCGAGUGGCCUGCCAGCUCUCUGAACUACGUGGCUGUCCUCUUCCUAAGGGCCGGGAGGACCCAGGAAGCCUGGAAAAUGUUGGGGCUUUUCAGGAAGCAUAAUAAGAUCCCUAGGGCUGAGUUGCUGAAUGAGUUUCUGGACAGUGCAAAAGCAUCCAGCAGCCCUGCCCAGGCCAUCGAGCUAGUGAAGCUGGCAAGUGCCUUCAGCUUGCCUGUUUGUGAGGGACUCACCCGGAGAGUAAUGGCUGAGUUCACGCUCACCCAGGAGCAGAGGGAAGCCCUGGGAGAGCUAACUGCAUUGACCAGUGACAGCAGCAGUGACAGUGACAGCGACAGUGACAGCGACAUCAGUGAAGGCAAAUGAAAGUGGGUGAAUCAGGAGCAGCUGUGGCCUAGCACACUGCUGCAGUGGCCCUUGAGAACUGCAGCGUUGACUGAUUUAGGUUAAAUUCCUAGACUAAACUGGCCAUGCACGCACAGAAGCACCACUACCGUUUUCUUUGAACACAUUACGUGGUACAUGGCCCCUCGUUUCCCGUGCAGUGUCUGUCUACUGCUGUCAGUGCACUUUGCCCUCCCCCAUCAUGGACUUCAGCCUCUCUUGGCUGACGCUGUGACACUGGUGCUUCCUCCACCGCAGAGAAAGCGUCUGAAGGAGUCUCCGUACAGUUAUAUCACAGUUGGUCAGUAGUAUCCCAGCCUCAGGGAUGUUUAUGUGGAAAAUUUGCAUCAGAGAAAACUGAUUAAACAACAGUGGCAGGAGUUUGGGCUGCACAGCUGGGAAAAUUAAAGCUGUGAGUAAAUGUUGUAAUUAAGGUA
This is a messenger RNA of Phacochoerus africanus (Common warthog), 2565 nucleotides long. It is a transcript of the gene PTCD3, whose product is annotated as pentatricopeptide repeat domain 3. Gene Ontology annotation, cellular component: mitochondrion. Lineage: Eukaryota; Metazoa; Chordata; Mammalia; Artiodactyla; Suidae. Gene Ontology annotation, molecular function: ribosomal small subunit binding; rRNA binding; protein binding. The coding region runs from base 32 to 2110 and encodes 692 amino acids. The record is from RefSeq and is a predicted model, not a curated record. The transcript is spliced from 24 exons. Gene Ontology annotation, biological process: mitochondrial translation.